Molecule: messenger RNA, 2307 nt
Organism: Alternaria novae-zelandiae
Lineage: Eukaryota; Fungi; Ascomycota; Dothideomycetes; Pleosporales; Pleosporaceae
Exons: 8
Coding region: 1-2307 (768 amino acids)
Biological process (GO): protein phosphorylation
Molecular function (GO): ATP binding; protein kinase activity
Source: RefSeq, a predicted model, not a curated record
AUGACUCUCCAAGCCUAUCUCACUACGGAAAGAUCACGAAGGCUCUUGUUAUACGAAGAAAGCGACCCCGGCUACGAGGAUGCUGUCCGAACCAGUCACCUAGCUGUGUUUUCGAUCCUACUUUCGAUAAAAAAGGGUUUCCAUCUAUCAACAUUUAUACGACACGAUCACAUGGCAGACAUAAGGCUACCUUUCCUUACCUGUGACGCAUGGCCGGAGACAGUUCAGUACAUGUUCGAAGAGUUCUACGAAGCACAAUGGAAGUUCUGUCCAAAACGGCUCGUGUUUGGUCAACUGUACGACACAUGGCUACAUGAGAACAUGGUCUUGCCCUUGAAGCAUAUAUUACCCCUGAAAGAAGGGGUGGACGCGACUAUCUCCAAGGUGGAGCUGUUCGAGGAGUACAACCACCUCAUCUCAAACGAGCUGAACAUUCCCCCAACCAAUGUCUUCAUCCUGAAAUCGAGCCCAUCGGGCUAUGCCAAAUUACACAACAACGAGGUAGAAGCCUACAGAACACUACUAAGCCACCCGAGUGGCCGAGAUGCGAUGCAACAUAUGGCUCGUUUCUAUGGUUCAUGGACACAGGGUGAAACUCGUAACAUAUUGCGCGAAUAUGUUAGCGGUGGCACACUCGCAGACUUCUUCAGGCGGACCGAGCCGCCUACAACCAAAGCUGAAAUCCUGGAGUUCUGGAACAACUUCAUACAGUUCAUCAAGCCGAUAGCAUGCAUACAUCGCCUCCCCAAUCCGCAGAACCAACAUUCAUACAAAGUGGGACUUCAUAACGACAUCAAACCGGAUAACAUCCUCGUAUCGGAGCCGAACGGGAACAGCCCGUAUAGUGUGUCGUUCAAACUGGCAGACCUUGGUCUCGCCGGGUUUGUGGUGGCUAAAGAGUCGGACGAGGCGCAAAUUCGCGAUGUGCACGGUGCACCCGAAUACUUCCGCGGGGAGACAGAUCGGUCCAGGCAACAAAGCAUCAAGCAAGCUCGUCCGGCUAAGGAUAUUUGGGCUUUGGCUUGUGUGAUCAGUGAAGCCGCGGUAUGGUCUGUAUUAGGCCAAAGAGGAUUGGAUGAGUACCAUCGACAGCGCGUUAAAGCUGCUGAUGCCAUUCCGACUCUCGGGAAUACUGGCUACAGCGGCUGCUUCCACGACACCACCGAAGUCCUCUCAGUUGUAGGAGAGAUGCACAAGCAGGUCAACGAACGGUGCAGAGCAGCGAUAGACAAUGUCGUUAGCUCAGUUCUUCUCAUUGUUCGCGGGAUGAUGAAGCAAGAUCCGGCCAGUAGACCAGAUGCGCGAACAGUUUACGACAACCUCACACAAGCUAUAGACUUAGCGACACCAUCGGUUCACCCAUCAUUCGACGAUAGAAUUACGCAACCAGCCGCAACAGACCCGUACAAUCGAUACUCCGUGCCUGUCACUCUAUCCCCAAGCAUGACGAACGGAUUGGGCGUCACUAUGAAUGCAGCGAUGCACAUGGGUAUCAACCGGGUCGUCCCCCAGAAAGACGCACAACGAUCAGUGGAGAUCGUUCUCCUCGCCCAAAUUCUGAGAGCCAGGCCUUCAGCUUCCAUCACUCAGGUCUUGGAGCACAUACGAAAGAAGAAGUUGCACAUACCCACAAUACUACAAGGCCAGGAAUGGCUAGGUAGACUGGAUGGUAGAGACCAGAUCUUCUUAAUCGACGACUCCGAAUCAAUGGGGCAACACUGGGAUGAAGUCAAAAGCGUCUUCGAAGCUCUAGCAUACCUAGUAAAAACCAUGGAUCCAGAUGGCAUCGAGUUACAUUUCGCCAAUAGUCCUGGGCACAAAGGUCAGGCUAAGGACCGCCAAAGGCUGACCAGAAAAUUCGAAAAAGUGAAACAACAUGGCGAAUGCCAGAUGGGUAUGGCACUGAGCAGAAUCCUCCCACUCUACUACCAGAGCCCAACAAGCAAGCGAUCAUCCUUGUCUCUACGAGCAGAGGAAAAGCCUCCUGUCAAUAUCUACAUUCUCACGGACGGUGUAUGGUCGCCAGGUUCACAUUGUGUUUCACAAAUCCAAAGUCACAUUACACACCUAGUCGAUAAUCUAUGGAAGGCUGGAAAGCUGCAACACGUCGGUAUUCAGUUCAUCCGCUUCGGCGAUGACCCGAUCGGUAAACAGCGCCUCGAAUAUCUCGACAACGAUAAUUUGAAGCACUAUGAGGUCCCCGGGGACAUUGUCGACACGGAACCGUCCACUGGCAACGUUUUCAAAAUGCUCCUCGCGAGCACAGAUCCUUCCUGGGAUAACGACGACGAUGCGCCCAGCGGCUGA